GUAGGGAGGGGCGGGCGGCAAACGCAGCACUUUCCGCGGCUUUGACAAGCCCGCGGCGCCCGGCCUCGAGCGCUUAGCCGGGCCGAGACUGCGCCAUGCAGGAAGCGCCAGCAGCGCUGCCCACGGAGCCGGGCCCCAGCCCCGUGCCUGCCUUCCUCGGCAAGCUGUGGGCGCUGGUGGGUGACCCGGGGACCGACCAUCUGAUCCGCUGGAGCCCGAGCGGGACCAGUUUCCUCGUAAGCGACCAGAGCCGCUUCGCCAAGGAAGUGCUGCCCCAAUACUUCAAACACAGCAACAUGGCGAGCUUUGUGCGGCAACUCAACAUGUACGGUUUUCGGAAGGUGGUGAGCAUCGAACAGGGCGGCCUGCUGAGGCCAGAGCGCGACCACGUCGAAUUCCAGCACCCGAGCUUCGUACGCGGCCGAGAGCAACUACUGGAACGCGUGCGGCGCAAGGUGCCUGCGCUGCGCAGCGACGACGGCCGCUGGCGCCCCGAGGACUUGGGCCGGCUGCUGGGCGAGGUGCAGGCUUUGCGGGGAGUGCAGGAGAGCACCGAGGCGCGGCUGCGGGAGCUCAGGCAGCAGAACGAGAUCUUAUGGAGGGAGGUGGUGACUUUACGGCAGAGCCAUGGUCAGCAGCACCGGGUCAUUGGCAAGCUGAUCCAGUGCCUCUUCGGGCCACUUCAGACAGGGCCCAGCAACGCAGGAGCUAAGAGAAAGCUGUCCCUGAUGCUGGAUGAGGGGAGCUCAUGCCCAACAGCAGCCAAAUUCAGUGCCUGCCCCCUACCUGGUGCCCUCCUUCAGGAUCCCUACUUUAUCCAGUCGCCCCUCCCAGAGACCACCUUGGGCCUCACCAGCUCUCACAGGGCCAGGGGCCCUAUCAUUUCUGACAUCCAUGAAGACUCUCCAUCCCCUGAUGGGACCAGGCUUUCUCCUUCCAGUGGUGGCAGGAGGGAGAAGGGCCUGGCACUGCUCAAAGAAGAGCCGGCCAGUCCAGGGGGGGAAGGCGAGGCCGGGCUGGCUCUGGCCCCAAACGAGUGUGACUUCUGCGUGACAGCACCCCCACCGCUGCCUGUGGCUGUGGUGCAGGCCAUCCUGGAAGGGAAAGGGAGCUUCAGCCCUGACGGGCCCAGGAAUGCCCAACAGCCUGAACCAAGAGGUCUCAGGGAGGUACCUGACAGGGGAACUCUGGGCCUGGACAGGGGGAUGCGGAGCCCAGAGAAUCUUCUGCCUCCCAUGCUGCUUCGGGCCCCCCCUGAAAGUGUGGAGCCUGCGGGGCCCCUGGAUGUGCUAGGCCCCAGCCACCAAGGGCGAGAGUGGACCCUGAUGGACUUGGACAUGGAGCUGUCCCUGAUGCAGCCAUUGGUUCCAGAGAGGAGUGAGAAUGAGCUGGCAGUCAAGGGGUUAAAUUCUCCAGGGCCAGGGAAGGACUCCACACUUGGGGCACCACUCCUGCUGGAUGUCCAAGCGGCUUUGGGAAGCCCAGCUCUCGGCCUUCCUGGAGCUUUAACGAUUUACAGCGCCCCUGAGAGCCGAGCCUCCUACCUGGGCCCAGGGGCCAAUCCCUCCCCCUGAAACCCGCUCUGCUCUGAAGUCAGCCCUUCUCAGCUUCCUCGUGCCCCCCUAGAAGAGGCUGAUUGAAGACCCUGUUACUUCUCCAUUACUGAACCCUGCACAUAAACUGCAUUUUUUUUUC
Messenger RNA from Panthera uncia (snow leopard), 1695 nucleotides. RefSeq names its product heat shock transcription factor 4 (gene HSF4). Lineage: Eukaryota; Metazoa; Chordata; Mammalia; Carnivora; Felidae. Bases 96 to 1574 code for a protein of 492 amino acids. Gene Ontology annotation, molecular function: DNA-binding transcription factor activity; sequence-specific DNA binding. The transcript is spliced from 13 exons. Gene Ontology annotation, biological process: regulation of DNA-templated transcription. The record is from RefSeq and is a predicted model, not a curated record.